AAACGAGUGCUUGACACUGUUCAGACAAUGUUACCACGUAACAAUUCUAAUUCGGGGGAAAGGCGAAAGAACAAUGCAUAAAAAGAAUCUUAAUAUGUCCGAAUUGAAUUUUGAUAAUUGCCCGAAAUCUCGGACCAAACUACGAGGCUUCAGUUCCUUUGUGUCUAGUACAAAUAGAUAAGCCAUUCCACUUUGAGAAACUCUCAAUCAUUGCUACCACUAUCACCAUCAGGUCCAUCACCACCACCACCGCCACCACCACCACCACCACCUAGAGGUGGCGCGCGAGGCAGUCUCUGGGACAGUCCUCCGUCGGUUAAGUGACAGAUAAGGUGGAAAGGAGGUGAUGGGUCAAAAGCUUAGUUGCGGAGAAAACCAUGAGACUUCUUUGUUCAGUGCUGUUCAGACAGGUGACUUGGAGAUGGUGCAGGCAAUGGUUGAAGCAGAGCCAAAUACCUUAAAGAGGACAACUAGAUAUGGGAGGUCGUCUAUUCUGCAUGUGGCAGCUGUCUAUGGUCAGAUCGAGGUUCUCUCAUUUCUGUUAGAUCGAUGUCCCAAUUCAGAUAUCUUGAAUCGCCAUAGACAGACCCCGUUGAUGUUGGCUGCAAUGCAUGGGAAGACUGAUUGCGUCAAAAUGUUAAUCCAGAGAGGAGCAUAUGUAUUGAUGUUUGAUUCACUCCAAGGAAGAACCUGCUUGCAUUAUGUUGCGUACUAUGGUCAUUUUGAUUGCCUGCAAGCUCUUCUUUCUGCUGCCCAUAGCAGCCCCCUAGCAGAUUCUUGGGGCUUUGCUAGAUUUGUGAACAUAAGGGAUGAAAAUGGUGCUACUCCACUGCAUUUGGCGGCUCGCCAAGGAUGGUCUAAUUGUGUUCAUGCCCUCUUAGAUAAUGGGGCUCUUGUUUGUGCUUCAACUGGUGGAAAUGGCUACCCUGGCAGCACUCCUCUUCAUUUUGCUGCCUCUGGGGGUUCUAUAGAGUGUAUCAGGAAAUUGCUUGCUUGGGGAGCAGAUAGGCUUCAACCAGAUUCAUAUGGGAGAAUACCAUAUUUAAUUGCUUUGAAGCACAAACAUGAGGCAUGUGCUGCUUUAUUGGACCCUGCAUCUGCAGAACCUCUUGUUUGGCCAUUGCCUUUAAGGUUCAUAAGCGAUCUUAAUCCAGAAGCAAAAGAAUUGUUGGAGAAGGCCUUAAUGGAAGCAAACCGAGAGAGGGAGAAAGCCAUUUUGCAGGAUACAAUUCAUGCACUUCCAUGUGCAUCAGAUUCUGAGGUCGAAGCAGAUCAUGACACUACCUCUGAGGCUAGUGAUGUCGAUGUAUGCUGCAUAUGCUUUGACCAGCUAUGCACAAUAGAGAUUAGACAAUGUGGUCACCGGAUGUGUGCUCAUUGCACCUUAGCUCUUUGCUGCCACAAGAAGCCCAAUCCACUAACAUCAUCUCCUGUAGUCCCAAUUUGCCCCUUCUGCCGCAGGGGCAUCACCCAACUAGCUGUUGCCAAAAUCAACAACAAUGAAGCUGAAGCAGCUGAAGCUAGUCCUCCUUUAAGGCUGAGUUGUGGAAAUAUCACCAACAAUGAUACAGGACCAGAAUUUAGCCCCUCUAAGCCAAUUAAAUCUAGGAAGUCCAAUUUCAGUGAAGGAAGCAGCAGUUUAAAGGGUUUAUCGGCCAUCAGCUCAUUUGGGAAAAUGGGUAGCCGUGGUAGGAAAAGUGCCAGCUGAAUGCAGUGAAGGGAACGAGAAGUUCCAACAAGCAACAGCCAUGGAUCUCCUUUCCUGUCUUAUUGGUUGAUGAACCAGCCAAGGUACUGAUGUUCAUGUUGCUUCAGGAUGGAGAGUAUAUUUGGUAUGCACUUUGAACUCCAUUUUUAAUCGUGGUUUGUAUCGAAUAUAAUGAGCGAAGAUGAGCACAAGAGUCAUUAAAUACUUUUGUAAAGUUCAAAUUGGUAGAAUCUUGUCAACACAGUCUGCUCUUUCGAAUGAAGAAGCGAUGGAGUACUAUUUUUCCCAAGAAACAUAAUGGAGUCAUAUUUUCAAUGGAUGCUCGUAAUUGUCGGUUAUAUAAACUUUAAUUACUUAAAGCCAACUGAGUUUAUUGUACUGCAUUUUUCAUUGCA
Molecule: messenger RNA, 2103 nt
Organism: Theobroma cacao (cacao)
Lineage: Eukaryota; Viridiplantae; Streptophyta; Magnoliopsida; Malvales; Malvaceae
Source: RefSeq, a predicted model, not a curated record